Funneliformis geosporum is the source of this 192-nucleotide messenger RNA. The record is from the annotation of a GenBank genome assembly. Lineage: Eukaryota; Fungi; Glomeromycota; Glomeromycetes; Glomerales; Glomeraceae.
AUGUAUCAACUAUUCGAUUCUGGUAUAUGUAUUUUGAUUGUAGAAUCUAUUCCUAAAUCUAAAGAUAAUAUGAUAUCAUUAUCUCAAAUGGUGAAAGUGAGUUCUUCUAUCAUUAAAGCAGAGGAGAUAUCAGCAAAAUCUAAUGCUACUAUUGUUAAUCGUGAGACUGCUGAAUUUUUGGAAAUAAGCUGA